Sinocyclocheilus rhinocerous is the source of this 5002-nucleotide messenger RNA. RefSeq names its product alpha-2-macroglobulin-like. NCBI's taxonomy places the organism in Eukaryota, Metazoa, Chordata, Actinopteri, Cypriniformes, Cyprinidae. Gene Ontology annotation, cellular component: extracellular region. The transcript is spliced from 35 exons. The record is from RefSeq and is a predicted model, not a curated record. Bases 150 to 4949 code for a protein of 1599 amino acids. Gene Ontology annotation, molecular function: endopeptidase inhibitor activity.
ACAGCCCUUCAGGAGCAGGACUGGGCACCUGUGAUUAAAAAUGUUUUAAUUUAGCCAACAUCAGUGCUGAUUGAGGCUGAUUAAGAAAAGCAGAAGAACAGCAAACAGUGGUAGACUGUAGCUAUAGUUCAGCAGGGUUCAGGGUCGUGAUGGAGAUUUGUGUUUGGAAAGGGCUCAUUUUAGCCCUUUACUUAUUUGCUGUUGAUGGACAGGUAUUAGGGCUGUUUGCUGUUGAUGGACCAAGAUUGGGGCCAUUUGAUGUUGAUGGACAGACAUUAGGGCCGUUUGCUGUUGAAGAACCAAAAUUAGGGCCGUUUGCUGUUGAUGGACAGACAUUAGGGCCAUUUGCUGUUGAAGAACCAAAAUUAUGGCAGUUUGCUGUUGAUGGACAGACAUUAGGGCUGUUUGCUGUUGGACCAAGAUUGGGGAAGUUUGCUGUUGAUGGACAGACAUUAGGGCCGGUUGCGGUUGAAGAACCAAAAUUAGGGCCGUUUGCGGUUGAAGAACCAAAAUUAGGGCCGUCUGCUGUUGAAGAACCAAAAUUUGGGCCGUCUGCUGUUGAAGAACCAAAAUUAGGGCCGUUUGCAGUUGAUGGACCGACAUUAGGGCCGUUUGCUGUCGCAGAACCAAAAUCAGGGCCAUUUGCUGUCGAAGAACCAAAAUCAGUGCUGUCUGCUGUCGAAGGACCAAGAUCAGGGCCGUUUGCAGUUGAUGGACCAAGAUCAGGGCCGCUCUUCUUGGUGACAAUUCCUGCAGUGAUUGAGUCCGGCUCUGAUGCAAAAUUGUGUGCAAUUCUUCUGAAACCCAAUGAGAGCAUCACCAUGACCAUUUCUCUGCUUGAUCACAAAAACAUGACCACUCCACUUGUGCAGCAGAGAUCUGCUUCUGCAGCAUUUCACCGCUGCUUUAGUUUCCAGGCUCCUCGAGUUGAUGUGGAGUCCGUGUGGAAACUGAAGGUGGUAGUUAAAGGGAGGCUCUUCAAAAUGACAGAAGAGAGGAAAGUCCUGUUCAGAAGUUACCUGCCUUUGACCUUCAUCCAAACAGACAAACCCAUCUACAAUCCUGGACAAACUGUUAAUUUCAGAGUUGUUACAAUGAAUGCCAAAUUUGUGCCUCUUUAUCAAAUGUACAGUCUAGUGGUUGUAGAGGACAAUCAUAAUAACCGGAUUGGUCAGUGGACAAACGUUUCCUCAACGGGGUGGAUAUUGCAGCUUUCUCACCAGUUAAACUCUGAGGCUCAGGUUGGGAUGUACACACUGAGGGCUUUUAUUAGUGACCGAAUGAUCUCCCAGAUUUUUGAGGUGAAAAAAUAUGUUUUACCCAAGUUUGAUGCCAUUGUAAACGCACCACAGAUAUAUAGUGUUGGUGAUCCGGGACUGAAAAUUGAAGUUUGUGGAAAAUACACAUAUGGGCAGCCUGUACCUGGUCAGGCAAUGGUGGAAGUGUGCCGUGAGCCGUUUCCAUUUGAUCUAGUUCCUAAGGUGACUCGUCUGUGCCUGAAUAAAACUGCUGAGAUGAAUAGUGUGGGCUGUGCCUCCCUUACCUUCCGUACAUCAGGGUUUUUCAACUCCAGUUUUGAGAAUAAUCUGCAACAUUCAUUUCUUGUUAAUGUGAAUGUCACUGAGGAGGGAACAGACAUUGUCAUGUCAAAAUCCACAACUGUGUCCAUUACGUUUGAAGUUGGCAACGUCACAUUUGUGGAGCUCCCAAAGUUUUUUGAAUCUGGAUCAGCAAUUAACGGAAAGAUCUCGGUGUCUGCUUUCGAUGGGACCCCUUUGGAGAGCAAAGUGAUCUAUGUCUUGGAUGGUUCCAGCUGGCCCAACAAACUGCUGCUGAAUCUGACUACAAACCAUAAUGGAUUGGCCACAUUCUCCCUCAACACAGCUGAUCUCCCUAAAUCUGAUCUGAAUCUGGUGGCAAGUGCAACUCCAGAAAUUUUUUAUGGUCACAAAUCACCAUACUUCACUACAGAUACAAGAAUAGUUGCGCUUCUCCAACCUGCUACUCCCUACAGUCUGCAGUUUAGUGAACUGACUAUAGUGAAGCUUGAUCAGCCAUUGAAAUGUGGUGCUGUGUUUCCAGUUGACAUCCAGUAUUCUUUUGUUGGAGAAACUGGCAACUGCAACACUGAUAUCAUAUAUAUGGUCUUGUCCAAAGGAGUUAUUAUCCUUAAUGGAUAUCAGAGGGUUCAAUCACGCCCUUCAAGUACUGUCACUAGUGGCACAGUGUCGUUCCAGCUGUCUGUCAGUGUUGAUAUGGCUCCAGUAGUGCAGAUUCUGGCCUUCUGCAUUCUGCCCAGUGAGAAUGUAGUUGCUGCUAGUGCAUCCUUUGACACAGAAAUGUGUUUCCAAAACCAGGUGUCUCUGCAGUUUUCUCCAGCUACUGCUGUUCCUGGCGAGGAAAACACUUUGACUGUCUCUGCUCAAGCAGGAUCCCUGUGUGGCCUCAGUGCUGUAGAUCAGAGUGUCCUGAUCAUGGAGCCAGGAAGACGCCUGAGUGCUGAAGCGGUCUUCAGCUUGCUUCCAGUGCGGUGGCCAACAGAUGAUCCAUUCGGUGUUGAGGAUGAACAAGAGUGUCUGAGUGUUCGACCCCGUCGAGCUGUUCCUGCAGUCCAAGCCUACGAGUCCUUUAAGAGUGUGGGACUGAAGGUCGCAACAAAUCUGCCUGUCCGAGAACCUCAGUGCCUGACGUAUAGAGGCCUGAAUUACUACCGCAACUUCUAUGCCUUUCUAAAACCUGAAGUGGCUCUUGCUGCUGUAGCAGAAAGUGGAGACAGUUCCUCUUUUGACAUGACCAUCAGGACUUACUUUCCAGAAACAUGGAUCUGGCAACUCACUCAAGUGGGAGACACUGGAUCCACACAAGUUUCUCUCAAGGUUCCUGACACCAUCACCACAUGGGAGACGGAGGCGUUCUGCCUGUCCUCCAAAGGUUUCGGCUUGGCUCCUCCAGUUCAGUUGACUGUCUUCCAGCCCUUCUUCCUGGAGCUCUCCCUGCCUUACUCCAUCAUCCGUGGAGAGUCUUUUGAGCUGAAGGCAACGGUCUUCAACUAUCUGUCCAACUGCAUCAUGGUUAAAGUAACUCCAGCUACAUCCUCGGCCUUCACUCUUAGACCAUUUAAUGAACCAUAUUCGUCCUGUCUCUGUGCCAAUGGGAGAAAAACCUUCAAAUGGGUUCUCUCAGCUUCUGUUCUUGGACCUGUCAAUGUGACUGUCAGUGCUUCAGCUGAACCAUCUCGGACUCUAUGUGGCACUGAAGUUGUGGUUCUGCCAAUGAGGGGACGCAUUGAUGUAGUCACUCGAAGUCUACUUGUUCUGCCUGAAGGAGUUGAAAGGACAAACACCCACAGUUGGUUACUGUGUCCAAAGGGAAACAUUCUUUCUGAAGACGUGACUCUGACGUUUCCAACAAAUGUGGUUCUUGGAUCAGCCAGAUGCUCCGUUUCAGUCCUUGGAGACAUAAUGGGUCGUGCCCUGAAGAAUCUGGAUGGGUUAUUACAGAUGCCAUAUGGCUGUGGAGAACAGAAUAUGAUUGUUCUUGCUCCAAAUAUUUACAUCCUGCUUUACCUGGAAGCCACAGAGCAACUCACAGCAGCCAUUCGACAGACCGCUACAGGCUACCUUCAAAGAGGAUACCAAGGACAACUGAACUACAGGCACAGUGACGGUUCAUACAGCACGUUUGGUUACGAUGAAUCGAACACAUGGUUGACCACCUUUGUCCUGAGGUCUUUUGGUCUAGCGACACGCUUUGUAUUCAUCGAUCCAAAUGUCCUUCAGAGUGCGAAGGACUGGUUAAUUAGCCAGCAAGAUUCAAAUGGCUGUUUCAUGCAACAGGGGACUUUGUACCACAACGACAUGAAGGGUGGAGUUGAUGAUAACGUGACCAUGACUGCCUACAUCACUGCAUCACUGCUUGAACUAGGUGUCCCCCUCACGGAUCCUGUCAUUACCAAUGCUCUGUCAUUCUUAAGGCCUGUUGUUGGGAACCUGGGAAACACUUACGCCAGCGCACUGCUCGCUUACACCUUCAGUCUGGCUGGAGAAACCAGCACUCGAGCACAGCUUUUAACAACCUUGAACAACCGUGAAAUUUCUGAAGGCACUAAGCUCCACUGGUCUCAGACUACAUCUGGUGACACUCUGGCGGUGGAGAUCAGCUCCUAUGUACUGCUGGCGGUUCUCUCUGUACAGCCUCUCACGACUGCUAUUCUGGGCUAUGCUAACCGCAUUGUCAACUGGCUUGUGGCCCAGCAGAAUCCCUAUGGAGGCUUUUCUUCCACCCAGGACACUGUGGUGGCUCUUCAGGCUCUGUCAGUGUAUGCCACUCAAGUGUUCAGCUUGGCUGGUUCCAGCACUGUUACCGUACAGUCCUCCAUGGUAGGAGGAGACUUUUAUAGCUUUGACGUGAAUCAGAACAACAGGCUGCUGUAUCGGGAGAAGCUGCUAAAUAACUUUCCAGGCGAAUAUAGUGUCAGAGCAACAGGAUCCACCUGUGUGUCUGUGCAGGUUGCGUGUUUCUACAACAUCCCAACACCCAUUAAAGUAGCCAGGACACUGAGCAUCGAAGUAAAGGUGACUGGAGACUGUGAACCACUUGGAGCCAAUCUCAUGUUGAACUUCACGGUGAAAUAUGAUGGCCCAAAAUCUAGCACUAACAUGGUUCUAGUGGACAUUAAGAUCCUGUCAGGUUUCACGGCAAAUAUGUCGCUGCUUGGAUCUCUUCCCAAUUCAUUUGGCCCGCUAGUGGAGCGGGUUGAUGCUGGAGAUGAUCAUGUCCUAGUGUAUCUGAAAGAGGUUCCCAAAGGCGUCCCCAUGACUUAUAGUCUGCUGCUGAAACAGAUUAUUACAGUGAAAAAUCUCAAGCCAGCGGUCAUCAGGGUUUAUGACUACUAUGAGCCAAGUGAUGCGUUUGAGACCACCUACAUGUCUCCGUGUCCCAGUCCAUGAUUUCAGUGCUGGUUACAGGAUACAUGACUUAAAUAAAACUGCUUUUAUGCAAU